CUGGGCGAGACACCGUGUUCCCAGCUUUCUUGAGCUCAGGUCACCCAUUUGCAGAGAAUGGGACCACACUUUUGGACUCAGUCUCAUUCCCAGAGCUUUAAUUGGUGAGGGAAACCAUAGAUUGUUGCAUUGUUUUUCUUUCUGCAUCUGCUGGCAUCAGACUAUCGGUUAGAACUCACACCGUCUGCUUUGCGGGUUUUAUUUUCAUUGAUGGAUCCAAGAUGCUUUGAAGAUCCGUUCUCCAUUCCUGGAUGGAUUUAUGAAUUCUACAAGAUGAAUGCAUUAAGUUCCCAUUUUCCUUGAGUGAGUAAAUGGUUACCUUAGAGCUAAGGCCUCAUCUCAUAGCUCCUAUGUCAGAUGCUUAACCAACAGAGACAUGUCCAAUGACACUUGCAACCUGCCCCUGGACACCGACAUCUUUGGACUGACCUGUGUCUAUGGUGUCAUUUUUUCCUUGGGCCUGCCCAGUAACCUGUUGUCUCUAUGGGGCUUGUACCACCUUGGUCGCUCAGGUGCGGGAGGCUGUCAGCUCGUCUACAUCCUCAACCUGCUGCUAUCAGACCUUCUCCAGCUGCUCACUCUGCCCCUUUGGAUCCUGUAUCUCCAGGGCCCUCACCGCUGGCCCUAUGGCCGACUUACCUGCGAACUGGUUGGCUACGUGUUUUAUGGGAACGUCUAUGCCAGCGUCAUGUUCCUUUGCCUGAUCGCUAUGGAUCGCUUUCUGGCUAUUGUAUAUCCACUCAGCAGCCGCAGGGUACGGACAGUAAAGGUUUCAGCUCUGUUGGGCAUAGCUGUGUGGAUCCUAACCUUUCUGUUCUGCCUGAGUGGGCUGCUGCCAUCUGUGUUUGACUCUGACCGGCUGUUGUGUCUGGAAAAGUAUCCAGUCAGCCCCAGAUAUGCUCACUUUAAGAUCAUUACCGCCGUACUGGGCUUUCUACUGCCAUGUGCUAUUCUAGGGUACACCUCAGCACAUAUUGGGGUGACACUACGGCGGUCUCCAUCUCUCACCAACCAUGAGCGCUAUAAAAUUGUAGGGAUCUUGGUUGUGAUUACUUUCAACUUCAUAGUUGUCUUUGGACCCUACCACCUGGUGGGGGGUUACAGGUUUGUUUCCCUGCUGCGGACAGAUGACCCGUGCCCAUUUGAGCAGUCGAUUUUCUAUGUCUACCGCCUCUGCUAUGGCCUGACCAGCCUCAACACUCUCCUGGAUCCCCUUUUUUACAUCUUCCUCUGCCCUGAUGCUCGGCUAGAGCUGCAGAGAUCCCUGCCCUGUCUGAGAAGAGGACAAACCAACCAUAAGAACAUGAUGAUGAGUACCAGACUCCACCUGGACAAACUGAAGGAGAACGAAAAGAGACAUAACUUUGUAACUAUUUAAACUGGACAGACCAUGUAUAAUCAGAUAUUAAAUCAAGGCAAUGGCGCCAUCUGCUGGACAAUUGCAUUUUCUUGCUCUUUUAAUUUGAAAAACAAUUUCUGUUUCCUUAAAAAAAAACAUAAAUAAGCACCUGUAAAGUACAAAAAAAUGUGUGAAAGGAUGUUUAACUUUGUCCCUCUAAUACAGUUAUUGAAUGCAAUAUGGGGUUUUCUGUCAUGAGUGAUCUCUUAAGGGUCACAUCACUGCACUUUAGUUUGAGCUUGACCAGUCCACUCCAAAACAUUCUUAUAGAUGGAUUAGAAGUGGACUCACUGGUUUUUAUUUAUUGUUCUGUUACAAAAAAUAAGCACCUAAGUUUAAAGUCAGAAAGUGAUGAUCUUGACAUUCUCCUUAGGAAUUUUCUUCAGUUGAGCCGAAUUCAAGACCCUAUCACUUUCGCCAAAUUGUCCUGAAGCAGAAAAGGUGACAUAUCAUCAUACUUCCACCAAAAAAUUUUUAUAUUGGCAUAGUGUUCCUUUUCUCAAGUGCUGUUUGUUUUACAGUUUACAAAAAACAAAAAUAUUUUAUUAUUAUUAUUAUUAUUCAAUAACUCUCCAUGAUUAUCAAGAAGUUUAGGAAACGUUUCUUCUCAGGCUCUCUUUUUAAUUAUUCAAUCACGAACCU
Cyprinodon tularosa is the source of this 2041-nucleotide messenger RNA. Its product is annotated as G-protein coupled receptor 4. Gene Ontology annotation, biological process: G protein-coupled receptor signaling pathway. Gene Ontology annotation, cellular component: membrane. The transcript has 2 exons. Lineage: Eukaryota; Metazoa; Chordata; Actinopteri; Cyprinodontiformes; Cyprinodontidae. The coding region runs from base 377 to 1378 and encodes 333 amino acids. The record is from RefSeq and is a predicted model, not a curated record. Gene Ontology annotation, molecular function: G protein-coupled receptor activity.